This is a messenger RNA of Sphenostylis stenocarpa, 882 nucleotides long. NCBI's taxonomy places the organism in Eukaryota, Viridiplantae, Streptophyta, Magnoliopsida, Fabales, Fabaceae. The record is from the annotation of a GenBank genome assembly.
AUGUCAAAAACAAUGAUGGAGGAAGUAAUGGCCACUUGGUCAGAGGGGUCAGAGGAUGAUGACCUUGUGAGAGAGCUUUUGGAUGAUGAGUCUCCCCUUCUUAUGCUGCCACAGGAGGCAAUUCAACCCCCCAUCGCAAAAGCCUCUUCAAGUGACCAUGCCUUUAAUAGGUUCAUCUCCAACAUUUACUCAGGACCUACUAUCUCAGAUAUUGAAAAUGCUUUGUCAGUGACCAACCAAAGAGACCACCUCCCAACACUCUCAUCAGCCAGAGUUUCCAUUCUAGAGAGGGGUUUGAGUAAGAUUGAGAAUAAGUAUACCCUGAAAAUCAAAUGCUUUGGCAAUGGGAUGGGAGAUGAUGGAUAUAAGUGGAGGAAGUAUGGACAGAAAUCCAUUAAGAAUAGCCCAAAUCCUAGGAGUUACUAUAGGUGCACAAACCCAAGGUGCAGUGCCAAGAAGCAGGUUGAGAGAUCCAUUGAGGACCCAGACACUCUUAUCAUAACCUAUGAAGGACUCCACUUGCACUUUGCUUACCCAUAUUUCUUCAUGGGCCAACCACAGCAGUCUCAUUCCCAUCCACCAAUCAAGAAGUCCAAGCCCACCUCUCCACAGGCCCAAUCCGAAGCCCACAGAGCUGAUCAUGUUCAGGAAGCCCAAUCAAAUGCUACUUCGGAUGUGAUGCCAUCCACUUCAUUGGAGUCUCCUCAAGACAUGGGCUCACAGGGGUUGCUUGAAGAUAUGGUGCCAUUCACGGUUCGGAACCCCAGAAACAAUGUGAAUAGUGGUCACACAAAAUUCUCUUGUUCUUCCUAUCGUUCUCCUCCAACGUCACCUCUGUGGAGUUCUAAUUUCUCCACCUCCUGCUUAAAUUCCAGCACCUAA